Molecule: messenger RNA, 1428 nt
Organism: Oryzias melastigma (Indian medaka)
Lineage: Eukaryota; Metazoa; Chordata; Actinopteri; Beloniformes; Adrianichthyidae
Gene: bcap31
Product: B cell receptor associated protein 31
Exons: 8
Coding region: 245-973 (242 amino acids)
Biological process (GO): intracellular protein transport; endoplasmic reticulum to Golgi vesicle-mediated transport
Cellular component (GO): endoplasmic reticulum; endoplasmic reticulum membrane
Source: RefSeq, a predicted model, not a curated record
CUUACUGCUGUCUGAUGCUCUUCCUGAUCAGCGCGAACAACAAACGCGCUAAAAUUCUUGGACCAGACCGGUUCUGAAGCCCAGAGGAGUUUCCAGCUGAGGACUGGUUUGAGCGAGAGAACCGGAUCAGUCUUCAGGUCCCGGAUUCAGUUUUUGGUUUUUACAUCAGCUGGAGAUCUUUGAUGUCCAAACACACGAGCUUCCCGGAGCCGGUUGAAGAGCCGAACCUGAUCCAGGAGUCAGGAUGAGCCUCCAGUGGACGGCGGUCGCCACCUUCCUCUAUGUGGAAGUUUUCCUCGUUCUUCUACUCUGUAUCCCUUUCAUCUCGCCAAAGAGGUGGAGCAAGAUCUUCAAGUCUCGCAUCAUUCAGACCAUCGCUCUCUAUGGAAACACCUGGUUCAUGGUGGCCAUCGCCAUCCUCGUCUUCCUCCUCAUUGAUGCGUUCCGAGAGGUGAGGAAGUACAGCGUGACUGAGAAGGUGGACGUGACCAACAACCCGACCGCCAUCGAGCACAUUCACAUGAAGCUUUUCCGAGCCCAGAGGAACGAGUACAUCGCCGGCUUCGCCCUGCUGCUCUGCCUACUGCUGCGUCGUCUGGCGACUCUGCUCUCCCAGCAGGCCUCGCUCAUGGCUUCCAACGAAGCCUUCAAGAAGCAGGCGGAGGGCGCCAGCGCCGCAGCCAAGAAGUACAUCGACGACAACGAGCUUCUUCAGGAGAAACUGCGUGCAGCUGGGAUUGAGGUCCCAGAGGGCGGGAAGAAGGGAGCUGGUCCACAGGAGGAGAACAAAGUGCUGAAGGAGGAGAUGAAGACGCUGAAGGAGGAGCUGGAGACCACCAAGAAAGCUCUGCAGAAGUCUGACAGUGACGUUCAAGCCAUGAAGAAGCAGGCGGAGAACCUGACGGUGGAGUAUGACCGACUGCUGGAGGAGCACAGCAAACUGCUGGCGAGCAGCGACAAGAAAUCCGACUGAUGGACUGAAGGUUGCUUCCGUCUGUUUCCCGCCGGCUGCGUCUUCAUCAUCUCUCACGUGUCAGCGGACUCUGCUCAGCUGUGAUUGGAUGACGAUCAUGUCCGUCAGCCUGUUCUUCUUCAGUUCUGCUGCUGCAUGAGUUUUUCUGUUUUUGUGAUCGGUUCGAUGGUGUUUCUGCAGCAUUCUUCUUCUUCUUCUCUGCUGGACUUUGUCUCCCAUUAAGGCUCCUGUUGCUUCAUUCUGGGACGUUUCCUGAAUGUGGAGCCGUCGUCCUCCAGUGGAUGGUUUUCAUCGUCGCCUCAUUCCUCUUCAUCACAUUCAUCACAGAUGGUAACGGAGGAUGUUCUCUGGUGCAGCGUGGACUUCUGUUGUCAUUGAAGUAGAGAUGGACGCCACUCCUCACCUCGCUGUUUGGAAAUGUUUUUGUCAAUGGAUUAAAAUGUUUCUUAGAUCCA